AUGGGCCAGAAGUUCCCCGGCCCUCAAGUUAGCCAGGCCAAAAGUUCCCCGGACCAGAAGUUUCCCGGACCAAAAGUUUCCCAGGCCAAAAGUUCCCCGGACCAGAAGUUUCCCGGACCAAAAGUUUCCCAGGCCAAAAGUUCCCCGGACCAGAAGUUUCCCGGCCCUCAAGUUCCCCAGGCCAAAAGUCCCCGUAUCAGAAGUUCCCCGGCCCUCAAGUUACCCAGGCCAAAGUUCCCCGGAUCAGAAGUUCUUCGGCCCUCAAGUUACCCAGGCCAAAAUUCCCCGGAUCAGAAGUUCCCCGGCCCUCAAGUUACCCAGGCCAAAAGUUCCCCGGAUCAGAAGUUCCCCGGCCCUCAAGUUACCCAGGCCAAAAGUUCCCCGGAUCAGAAGUUCCCCGGCCCUCAAGUUACCCAGGCCAAAAGUUCCCCGGAUCAGAAGUUCCCCGGCCCUCAAGUUACCCAGGCCAAAAGUUCCCCGGAUCAGAAGCUCCCCGGCCCUCAAGUUACACAGGCCAAAAGUUUCCCGGCCCUCAAGUUACCCAGGCCAAAAGUUCCCCGGACCAGAAGUUUCCCGGCCCUCAAGUUACCCAGAGAAAGCAAAAAUUAA
This is a messenger RNA of Eriocheir sinensis (Chinese mitten crab), 609 nucleotides long. RefSeq lists its product as uncharacterized. Bases 1 to 609 code for a protein of 202 amino acids. The transcript has 3 exons. The record is from RefSeq and is a predicted model, not a curated record. Lineage: Eukaryota; Metazoa; Arthropoda; Malacostraca; Decapoda; Varunidae.